GGAAUUUGGAACCCAUGGGGGAAUUCCGCGGUAUACGCGGUGCCAUUGGGCUGGAUAUAAUGAAGUUUUAAAAAUGUAUCUAAACAUAAACAAAGAUUUUUAAUUCUUUUUAAAACUAAAAAAUUUUUCAGAAUUAGUUUUAGUUUUUAAUAAAGACCAUGAAGGUAGUUUUAAUAGGAAACAUAAAUGUUGGAAAAUCUUCUUUUUUUGUUCGCUUUAAAGAAGAUAAAUUUGUAGAAAAACUAAAUUCAACAAUUGGAUUAGAUCAAUAUACUAAAAGUAUUACAUUAAGCGAUGGCAGAACAGUAAAGAUUAGUCUUUGGGACACUGCUGGACUAGAAGUUGCAGGAUAUAUGACAAGUAGCUAUUACCGAUUAAGUAAUGGUGUUGUUUUAAUGUAUGACGUUAAAGAAAGAGAAACUUUUAACUCAUUAAACCUGUGGAUAGAAGAUUCAAAAAAUUAUAUUCUCGAAAACACUCCUUAUUUUUUACUUGGCAACAAAAUUGAUGGUGUAGAUACUGAAGUAAACAAGGUAGAUGCUGUCAAUUUUGCAAAAAGCCAUAAUAUUCCUGAAGAGCAUGUUUUCGAAAUAUCUGUUAAAACAAACAAAGGUAUUAAAAAAUUUAUAGAUUCUAUGGCGACAUUACUUAGUUGUGUUGAAAAUCCUGUGCAACUUGAUACCAAUAAAAUCAACCUUGGUCAAGAUAAGAGUAAAUCUGGCUGUUGUUAAUUUGUUUUUGUUGAUAAAGUAAUUUUAUAAGAUUUUGACAAAAUCUUUAUACAUUUUUAUUAUAAUUAGUUGAGGCAUUAUAUUUUGUUUGUAUUAAUAUAAUUAAAAUAUUUUUUCAUAGAAGAGAUUCUAUUUUUA
Molecule: messenger RNA, 869 nt
Organism: Hydra vulgaris (swiftwater hydra)
Lineage: Eukaryota; Metazoa; Cnidaria; Hydrozoa; Anthoathecata; Hydridae
Product: ras-related protein Rab-18A
Biological process (GO): vesicle-mediated transport
Molecular function (GO): GTPase activity; GTP binding
Source: RefSeq, a predicted model, not a curated record